Messenger RNA from Dichomitus squalens LYAD-421 SS1, 1392 nucleotides. RefSeq lists its product as uncharacterized. Bases 1 to 1392 code for a protein of 463 amino acids. The record is from RefSeq and is a predicted model, not a curated record. The transcript has a single exon. NCBI's taxonomy places the organism in Eukaryota, Fungi, Basidiomycota, Agaricomycetes, Polyporales, Polyporaceae.
AUGACCCCCAUGAUGCUGGACUAUAAUCUGGACUUGAACAGCAGCAUAUCCGGUCCGUCGAACGCAAGCUCGAUCUCUCGACUUGAAGGAGUCCAUCUGUUGCGAAACCAUCUCGCCCUCGUCUACGCAUUCGAGGGGCUGAUGGCGUCUCCUAUCCUUCGUCCACAACUCAAAGCGUUAUCCUUGGAAUAUCACAACGACGACAGGCGGUGCGAGCCUUUCUUCAUUCUAGGCCCCACCCAGUACCCUGCGCUCGAACACCUCUGCUUGCAAGGCGUCCCCAUUCUCCUGCUGGAUCCGACUCUUCGGCAAUCGUUCCCGCCUCUCACUCACCUCGUGAUUGUUCAGAGCACGUCUGAUUCUAUUCAUACCCAAAUCCACCUACUCAUGCAUAUCUGUCCCAACCUGAGAAACGUCGUACUGUCAAACGUAUCCCCGCAUGUCAACUCUCCUGGGGUGCCCACACCGCUCCCCGAGUCUGCACGCGUGAGCCGAGUCAUCUUGCACGACAUGAGCGGGGUCUCCUUGAGGUUCUACCUCUCGCUCUUCCCUCCUCAUCACCAUCCCAGGGCGCUCCAAGUAAUUCACGACACAUUACCGGUGUCUGGCUUCAAUUAUGAGCACUUGCUGAGAGACAGAAUACAAGGACGACCUACGCACCUACAAGUUGCAGUGUUCCCGGACAGCACGACGAGCAGUGGGGGUUUCAAGAUCUCUGUCACCGUCGCAACCGCUCGGAAUGCCGUUCGAGUAAGGUCCAACGUCAACCUGCUCUACAAAUCGCACUACGGCCUGCCCGACGUCUGGUUAAAUAGCCUACUCUGGGACGCAGGUGUGGAUUUGUCGAGUGUACGCGAGGCAUGGCUGGUGAACGUCGCUGCACCGUUCACUGCGCUCGUAGCACCAUUCAACUCGAGCGCCGUUGCCACUCUCCGCCAGCUGCCCGCCUUGGAGACUGUUGUUCUCGUCACAAUCGACCAUCCCAGCAACGGACCUGGGAACGCGUAUUGGCCCGACGUCUCCGUCCUACCGGACACCGCCCACGCCGACUUCUUUACCGUCCACCACAAGACGCUCCGCCUGGUGUACUACGAUGCGUGUCCGCCGUCCGUGUGCCCGUUCAGCCGGGAGAACAUCAAGCUGGGAUUUUGGCGCAUGCUCGAGCAGCUUGCGUCGGGGGCGUAUCGGUACCUCGAGCAUCUCAUCGUGCAGUUGUCGCCGCGAUUCGAGAUUGAAGACGCGGAGACCGUGGUAGGCGAGCUCGAGGCAUACUUCCGGACAGUCAGUAUCCAGCGCAUCGUGGAGAUGCCGCAGAUGCCUCUCCCUCCGUGUUGUGUUGAGCCUGAUUCGGGUCCGGGCGGCAGCUAUACCUGGACUGAUUCAAUUGCGUAA